Molecule: messenger RNA, 2072 nt
Organism: Rhineura floridana
Lineage: Eukaryota; Metazoa; Chordata; Lepidosauria; Squamata; Rhineuridae
Product: MAL-like protein
Exons: 4
Coding region: 77-550 (157 amino acids)
Biological process (GO): myelination
Cellular component (GO): membrane
Molecular function (GO): structural constituent of myelin sheath
Source: RefSeq, a predicted model, not a curated record
UGCAUGCCAGCAGCGUUGCAGAGAUAACCAAGUGUAGCGGAGCUGUACUGACUACAGCUAUUUAGACCGUACAGAAAUGGAUCCCAAAAAUUCAGGACCAACUUCUGGCUGCUCGACACCUGAAAAUAUUCCUUCUGGACUGGACGUUUUUAGAACAAUACCAUAUGCCUUUAUUCUGCCAGAGCUGAUCUUUGGCUGCUGGGUUUGGAUCCUUGUAGCAGCUACCACAGUGUAUUUCCCUUUGCUGCAGGGAUGGGUCAUGUAUGUGUCUGUCAGUUCCUUUGUCAUCUCCCUGAUGCUUUUACUGUCCUACCUGUUUGGCUUCCACAAAAACUUCAGCUCCUGGAGAGUCCUGGAUAGUCUGUAUCAUGGAGCCACGGCCAUUUUCUAUAUGAGUGCUGCAGUCCUGCAGGCUAAUGCAACGAUCCGUUCGGAGGCGCCACAAGCAUUUACACCCCUCUACUAUCAGCUCAAUGCUGCAGCUACACUCUUUGCAUUUAUCACCACACUGCUGUACAUUCUCCAUGCCUUCAGCAUCUACUACCGCUGAAAACUGCAAGGGAAGAAUGUGACAAAAGACCAAAGAAGACCCUACUUGGAAUCCAUGUCCCCAAAACAAAUGGUUAACAUUUGUGUAAGGACAGUUGAAACUGAGGUCAUCCAUCACCUAGCACCUUCUCAUUUUAGGCGGAAGAGAUAACUGGGUUUUAUUUAAACAUGCAUUUCACUCAAGCUGUGCUGUGUGUAUGAGAAUGCAGCAGAACUACUAUUGUCUGAUCCUUGAUUAUCUAGUUAUCCAGUUAUCCAGAAACCCGGUCUGUUCCCCAGAUUUGUACCUUGUAAAGCCUGUGUAAAUAACACUCAUUUAUCUAGAGCAUUGUUUUUCAAACAUUGUAUCAUUUCCUCUAAUGAUGUAGCUGGGUAUGCCUGCUCUGGAACACCAGCUUGUUGCAGGGGAUUCUGGGAUAUGUUCUAGGUGAGCACACAUGCUUGGAGGCAUUGGCCUGGCCUGUAAAGUCCCACUGUUGCCCUCUGUGAACUCAGAAUGUGCCUUGAACACACCCCACACUCUCCUGUCAGAGCUACUUGCCUGUGGUUGUUUUCUAAUUAGGUUUCUUUGAUAAGCUUCUAGAGAAUUCCAGGACUUCACUGGAGCACACACUUUGAAAACGAUUCCUUCAGGCCAUUUGGAUAAAAUAUGUUUGGAUUGGGCUAUGGCUUCCAUAAACAGAUGAGAAUUGUUGUCCAAGAGAGAUUCACACAUUACUUUUUGAUGCUGUACUACUGGCUAAGAUAUUGUUACCUCAUCAGAUUUAUGUGGAAAAUAUAUAUUGAGAAUAUUCCUGCAAUGGGAAACAGCUUGCAUUUACUUCAGGGGAUGAAUAAAUAUUAACUCUGGUUGAUGGUGGUGCCACCAAGAGAGGACUUUGGGGCAGAAUUCAAGGGUCCCACUCAGCAGAAUGGUCAGGAGGGCCCCCAAACACAGCAAGGCUGGCUGGCUUCAAAGAUACAGUAACUGAAGUAAUAUGCAUUCCCAGAGUCUAUAAUUACCAGCAGGCUGUAGCAGAAUUUGAAAGGGGGCACAUAACAUUUUUUUAAACAAUCAAAUAAAUAUGGUAAAUACCAAUGGUAAAUAUGAGGGUUCACUAACACAGAAGAUUCACCUGUGAAAUUGGUGAAGUUGUCAUCCUGUCAUGGUGAUAUUACUGGGCCACAGAGCAACGUAUGAAUUGCCCUUUCAAUAUUGCUGAUAUAUGUAAAGGUGUUCUGUCCUUUAUUAUUGUUGUGGUCCACCCCAAUCUCCGAGCGGCGAAAUUUCCAGGGGUCCCUGCGCUUGCCCAGGGUUUGGUUUCCUUGGGAAGAAGGACAGCGGGGACUAUGGUGUCUUUAUGAAAUAUGGUUUAUAUAUUUACACACAUUCCAACCUGAGCUUAGGAUGGAGGGGUUCGAGGCAUCAGCAGUCCUAUAUCCAGCUUUUUCAUUAGGGUUACAGGAGGCACCCAAAAGCCAUGGUGCAGAGAGACAGUCUCUCUCUGCCAGAGCUUGGAAAAGUUACUUUUUUUGAACUACAA